This is a messenger RNA of Epithele typhae, 1635 nucleotides long. RefSeq names its product iron permease. Gene Ontology annotation, molecular function: transmembrane transporter activity. Lineage: Eukaryota; Fungi; Basidiomycota; Agaricomycetes; Polyporales; Epitheliaceae. The record is from RefSeq and is a predicted model, not a curated record. The transcript is spliced from 9 exons. Gene Ontology annotation, cellular component: membrane. Gene Ontology annotation, biological process: transmembrane transport. Bases 1 to 1635 code for a protein of 544 amino acids.
AUGUCAGAUGUAGCUCCCUCCACCAAGAAGGGGUCCGCCUUCUGGCUCUGCUUCCUCGCCAUCAUCCUCGCCAACCUCCUCAGCGCACUCGACCUCACCGCCCUCUCCACCGCAGUCCCCAAGAUCGUCGAAGAGCUCAACGGCGGGGACAACUUUGUCUGGAUCGGUUCUGCCUACGGGCUCGCGGCCACCGCCAUCCUGCCCUUCUCCGGCAGGCUCGCGGACGUGUUCGGUCGUCGGCCCGUCGCGCUGCUGGCCAUCGCGAUCUUUGUCCUCGGCAGCGCCCUCGGAGGCGCGGCCCAGUCCAUGAACUGGCUCAUUGCCGCACGCACUGUCCAGGGCAUCGGUGGGGGUGCCAUCGUCAACUUGGGAUCCAUUGUCCUCAGCGAUCUCGUGCCACUCGCCGAGCGCGGCACCUACCAGAGCAUCCUGGUCCUCGUCUGGGCCCUCGCGUCCGGCGUCGGUCCCUUGGUGAUUGGUGCUCUGGCCGACGGCUCUGGCUGGCGCUGGGUGUUCUAUCUCAAUAUCCCGAUUGCUAGCGUUUCCUUUGCGUGCGUCGCCGUCUUCCUCAACGUCAAGACGCCCCCGGGCAGUGUGCGCGAGAAGCUGGGCAGGGUCGACUGGAUUGGGAACUUCAUCGUCAUCGCGGGCACGACGCUCGCUCUGAUUGCGCUCACCUGGGCCGGAGUUCGCUUCCCGUGGAACUCGCCCCACGUCCUCGCACCGCUGGUCAUCGGCAUGGCGCUCAUCGUCACCUUCUUCACGUACGAGGCGACGAUCCCCGCAGAGCCGACCGUUCCUCUCGACCUCUUGAGCCAUCGCACGGCGCUCAGUGGCUACAUAUCGACCUUUUUCGUGGGCAUCACCCUCAUUUCUGCACUGUACUACCUGCCGGUGUACUUCCAGGCGUGCCUGGGGGUCUCUCCCUUCCGCUCGAGCGUCGACCAGCUGUCCGCCAACCUGUUCUCCCCGCUGUUUUCCAUCAUCGCCGGCAUCGUGAUCAAGAAGACGGGCAGGUAUCUGCCGAUCAACGUGUUCGGCUGGACGGUCCAGAUCAUCGGCUUCAGCCUCCUGACGCUCCUCAAGGCGGACUCGCCUACCGGGCUCUGGGUCCCGCUGCAGAUGAUCGCCGGGGCUGGUGUCGGAUCGAUCUGGGCUGGGAACGUCUUCCCGAUCCUGGCCGCGGUGCCGGUGCCGCGCAUGGCAGCAGCACUCGCGUUCCAGAACUUUGUCCGCAGCUUCGGUCAGACGUGGGGCAUCACCAUCUGUGCGACGAUCCUGCAGAACGAGCUGAAGCGACGGCUCCCGGCCGGGUUCCUCGCGCAGUUCCCAGCCGGCGUCGAGGUCGCGUACGCGGCCAUCCCGCUCAUCCCGAGACUCGAGGAGCCGCUGCGGACGGAGGUGCGGGUCGCGUUCGCGGAGUCGUUGGCGGUGGUGUGGAAGGUGAUCGCGGGGGUCGCGGCGUGCGGGUUCGUGACGCUCGCGAUCCUGCGGGAGGUGCCGAUGCACACGGUGACGGACGAUCGGUUUGCGCUGCAGGAGAGGCGCGGGGCUGGUGGGGACUCGGAGGCUGCAGUGGUCGGAGGCGAAACGAAGGAGGCGUCGAUGGACUCUGGGAGCGAGAAGCCGUUGUGA